AUGGCCCGCGUCCCUGCCGCCCUCGCGCUCUACCAGCUCGUCCAGAUCGUUGCGCUGCCCGUGGAGCACCCGGCCCGCCACCUCUCCCUCUCCUGCCACUGCCUCGCCGAGAAUGUGGACGGGUCGGACGCCGUGCUGUGCCCAAUGUGCGUCGCAAAGCACUGCCCGGGAGUCGACGCCAACGUGCAUUGCACCAACCCGCUGUACGAGGACUUUGACACGACCAAGAAGCAGGAAUGCGCCGGCAGCGUGACGGGGCUCAAGGACCGCAACUCCGCCGAGAAGUGUCGCGCCUCUUGCCUCGAUCACGCCAAGGACAACGGCUACUCUGGCGACUUUUGCUGCCAGUACAAGAGCGACGGUGACAAGUGCCGCGUGGCAGAGGAUGGGAGCACGGCGCUGAGCGGCAACAAGAAGUGGAACGCCUUUUUUGCGUGCUCGGCCUCGCCCAACACCAACCCGGUCUUUACGUGCGACGCGGACGGCUCCAACCCCCACGCCAGCUGCUACGGCACCCUCUCCACCUGCGAGGGCGGCACCGGCGCCGCGUGCACCUCGUACGCGCCCUUUGUCGAGGGCGACACGCUGUACGGCCUCGCCGCCGUCUCUGCUGGGCUGAGCGGCGCGAUGGAUCAGUGCAACCAGUGCUACUCGAUGGAGCUGACCAACUCGAACAGCGCGGCGGUGAGCAAGAUGGUGGUCAUGGUGACCAACACUGGCGAUCUGAAGAGCGGCUUCGCCUUUGACCUCCUCGUCCCAGGCGGCGGCUUUGGCGAGUUUACGGGUUGCUCGCAGAUGGCUGGCUGGGACGUCUACUCGGCGGAGGGCGGCGGCUGCUCCGCCGACAGCGAUACGGCCAGCUGUGCGCGGUAUGGUGGGUUCUACACUUCGGACCUCUGCGCCAAGGCGUUCCCCGGCGACACCACCGCCUCGGCCGCCUGCCACGACGUCCUCUUUGGCGUCUUUCCGCCGCAGGAUCUGCCCGCGAGCUGCCCAGGUACCUACGACCCGGCCCGGGCGGCGGAGUGCCCAAUGUUUCGCGACAACCUCGAGGUUGCCAACGUGGUGCCGGUCGAGUGCCCCGCGCAGCUCACCGGGGCCGUCUCCACCUGCGAGGCGUGCGGUUCGAGCGGCUUUGACUGCGGCGCCAUUUGCGGCGAGCCCUACGACCAGUGCAGCUGCGGCGCGCUGCAGGAUAUGUGCCCGCAGUGA
This is a messenger RNA of Emiliania huxleyi CCMP1516, 1212 nucleotides long. RefSeq lists its product as hypothetical. The transcript is spliced from 3 exons. The record is from RefSeq and is a predicted model, not a curated record. NCBI's taxonomy places the organism in Eukaryota, Haptophyta, Isochrysidales, Noelaerhabdaceae. The coding region runs from base 1 to 1212 and encodes 403 amino acids.